AUGCUUUUUCAUUGGACAUAUGAAAACUCUCCUCUAUUAUUCUCCACAUGGGUAUUUAAUAGUCCAGGAGCCUAUGCUUUAACAUUAUUAAUUUGUUUUUCGAUUUGUUUAUUCAGUGAAUUUUGGUCCACCUAUCGUCAUGGCUUAAAUAGUACAAAUAGUUCAGAACAAGAAAGAUCAUUAUUAAUAAAUAAUCAUAAUAGUGGUAAAAAAAAUAGUAGUUUAAAAGAUUUAUAUAAUAAAUUUUUAAUUAGUCAUUUAUGGAAAACUAUUGUACAUAUGAUUGCAUUCAUUGUAAAUUAUACAAUAAUGUUAAUUUUUAUGUCAUUUAAUGGUGGAAUUUGUAUUUCAUGUGUUUUAGGUAUUGGUGUUGGUUUUUAUUUAUUUGGUCAAAAAAGAUUUUCAAAAUCUGUAGCAAUCAUUGAAGAUAUGUGUCAUUAA
Dictyostelium discoideum AX4 is the source of this 441-nucleotide messenger RNA. RefSeq lists its product as hypothetical. The coding region runs from base 1 to 441 and encodes 146 amino acids. Gene Ontology annotation, cellular component: membrane. NCBI's taxonomy places the organism in Eukaryota, Evosea, Eumycetozoa, Dictyosteliales, Dictyosteliaceae. The transcript has 2 exons. Gene Ontology annotation, molecular function: copper ion transmembrane transporter activity. The record is from RefSeq and is a predicted model, not a curated record. Gene Ontology annotation, biological process: copper ion transmembrane transport.